UUGAUCAUAACCCAAGUUAUAUUUUGCUUUAGUUACAUCCUUUCUGUAUACUGCAAUUUAUUAACAAUGGAGUUGGACGAUUUUAUUCGAAAUAACUUAAAACCUCUUCUCAACAAUGACGUCGACGAUGAAAUUAUUGCUUACAUCAAAGACAUGAAGAGCACAGAGGAUUUUGACGAAUUUAUAGCAAAUAUAAUUGAUCGUAGCAUAACAAGGCACGUGAAAAUAUGCGAUAAUUUGAAGGCCAAACUUUUCUCUGAAAAAAGACAAGCAGAGAAAGCGGCAAAGGACGGUAAUAGCACACUACGGUCAAAAAAAGGUGGGAACUCAGGUGAAAAGAAAUCAAAGAGUAACGCAAAUAAUGGCAAGAAAUCCGAAAUUCCUAUGGGCCAGAAACCACAAUCGGCGAGUAAUAAGAAAGGCUCUGUUACACAUCCGAGCGGUAGUUCUAAAAAAGGCAAGAAUGUCAAUGUAGAUACAUAUAAUUUUAAGCUUGGUCCUAAACAAGGUCGCCAACCUUGCAAUUGCGAGGCAAGGGAUCAUCCCCUUAUUAAUAACUGCCUGAAGUGUGGACGAAUUGUAUGUGCGCAAGAGGGUUCAGGCCCAUGUUUCUUUUGUGAUACGCUGGUAUGCACAAAUGAAGAAUUUCACAUCUUGGAGUCAAAUUCAAAUUUAUCCGAUAAGCUACAUAGUCAAUUAUUUGAACAGAAAACGUCAAAAGAAUGGAAGAAGGCAAUCGAAGCUAGAGAUAAACUAGUUAGAGCCGACAGAGAUGGGGAGGACAGGAGAAAGAUAUACGAUGAACAAUCCGAAUACUACAGCUCAGAUGGGUGGAAUGUUGGGGAUAAAUCAAAUGUUCCAAAAAUACACAAAUCUGCUAAGGAUAUGAAACUGGCACUUGACUUUGCGUCACGAACUGUUGUAUCCGAGACUAAGGAAAAGAAUAAAAAUAGAGACAGUCUACUAGCAGCUGUUAAUACUCAUCUUGAUGCUACUGAAAAAAGAUUAUCAGAGAGUCUGAGGGUUCAGAAGUGGGAUGACAUUGUGUCUAAAGUAUAUUCGGAUAAAAAUCAGUUGUAUACUCCAAGCGCCUUUAGCAAGGUUAAAGUUGCAAAUGACGCAUUUUUGGAAGAAAUUGAUCGAGGAAUGUGUUUAAGUAUGCACCAGCCGUGGGCUAGCCUUUUAGUUGCUGGAAUUAAAAUACAUGAAGGUAGAACGUGGUAUACAGAACAUCGAGGACGUUUGUGGAUUCAUGCAGCAUCUAAGGAACCUAAUAAUGACGAACUGUUGGAAGUGGAGCAGAUGUACCGUGCUAUUUACAAUAAUCAACAAUUGGUGUUUCCAAAGAAAUAUCCAACAAGCUGCUUGUUAGGAUGUGUUUUUGUGGAAGAUUGCCUAAGCCAAGAUCAGUACCGUGAGAUUUAUGCUACUGGUGAAAGCGAAAGUCCUUAUGUUCUCAUUUGUUCUAAGCCUAUGAUACUUCCACUAUUCCAUUCCAUGCAAGGUCAACACAAAAUAUUUCCAUUAAGUAAAGAAAUCCAUAAUAUAGCUAGAGAAUCAUUAAUGUCUUCAAAGUGGUUAUAAUAGGAUAAGAUUGUUAUAUGUAAAUAAAAAUCUUUGUUGAAAAA
This is a messenger RNA of Photinus pyralis (common eastern firefly), 1628 nucleotides long. RefSeq names its product activating signal cointegrator 1. Lineage: Eukaryota; Metazoa; Arthropoda; Insecta; Coleoptera; Lampyridae. Bases 67 to 1584 code for a protein of 505 amino acids. The transcript is spliced from 9 exons. The record is from RefSeq and is a predicted model, not a curated record. Gene Ontology annotation, molecular function: zinc ion binding; transcription coactivator activity. Gene Ontology annotation, biological process: positive regulation of DNA-templated transcription. Gene Ontology annotation, cellular component: nucleus.